AUGUUCUAUUAUUUAAAAAAAAUAUCAUUUCCCCUUGCAUUGAGUAUGCUUGUUUUAACUCAAUAUAGUAACCAUGAAAAACCAAAUACUAAAAUAUGCAACCAACUUAAUAAUAUGAGUCUUAGAAAUUUUAGAACCUUAGUAGAACUUCAAAGUGACAUUUUAUCAAUAUACGUUGAAUUAGAAGAUGAAAAUGAUGCACAAGAUGAUUUAUAUGAUAAAAUAAAAAAUAUAUAUAAUAAUGACGAUGAAGAAAUAAAUAGGGAAUUUCGUAGUUGGUUACAAAAAUAUAUGGAAGUUACAAGAGAAUUAAAAGAAAAGUUCAGUCAAAAUGUUGAAUAA
Plasmodium falciparum 3D7 is the source of this 342-nucleotide messenger RNA. RefSeq lists its product as uncharacterized. The record is from RefSeq and is a predicted model, not a curated record. NCBI's taxonomy places the organism in Eukaryota, Apicomplexa, Aconoidasida, Haemosporida, Plasmodiidae.